AUGCAUUUGUGUAGACUUCAAUUGUUCUUUUUCUUUGUACUAUUAUCGUAUGUUUCAACAAUAGACAUGCGAAUAGUUUGUUAUUAUACAAAUUGGUCUGUUUAUCGUGUGACAGAUAUUCCUAUAUUAUAUCCUGAUAAAAUCAAGUCAUUACAUUGUACACAUAUGCAUAUCGCAUUCGCAGUUAUCAAUCCAGUAACGCUCAGAAUUGAACCAAGUGAAAAACAUGACACGCACUAUACGGAUGCAUUUGAUACACCAUUAUAUUUGAGAAUGAAUUCAUUGAAGAAACGUAAAUCGUCAUUAAAAAUAUUAGUAGCUGUUGGCGGAUGGACGGCUGGCAGCGAAGCAUUUAAUAAUAUUUUAACGAAUUCUUCAACACGAACAUUAUUCAUUCGACAUACGAAACAAUUUCUACGUCAAUGGAACUUUGAUGGAAUUGAUUUGGAUUGGGAAUUUCCUGGCGAUAUUGAACGAGGUGCUAUGAAUAACUCACGAGAACAAUUUAAUAUUCUUAUCAAAGAAAUUCAUGAAUCAUUUCAUAAUGAGAGUAAUCCAUUUCUUUUGACAGCAGCUGUGACGGCUGAUCCAACAAAAAUUGAUCAGGGUUAUGUCGUACCUGAUUUUUGUCAUUAUCUUGAUUAUGUCAGUGUUAUGACCUAUGAUUAUUAUGGAACUUGGGAUAAUGUAACUGGAAUAAAUGCACCACUUUAUGGAAGAAAUUCAUCAGCAGAAGACGAUGAUGAUGGACAAUGGAAGAAUGUCAAUACUUCAAUACAUUAUUGGUUGUCUAAAGGUUGUCCAGCAAAUAAACUUAAUUUAGGUUUAGCUUUGUAUGGUCGCAGUUUUACAUUAGCCAAUGGCACCGAUUCGGUUUCGAUUGGUACAGAAACAAGUGGUCGUGGUUUAGCUGGACCAUUUACAAAAGAAAGUGGUACUUUAGCAUAUUUUGAAAUUUGUCAAAAAUUGCGUGUACAUAAUUGGACAAGAGUUUUCGAUGCGGAUGCUCAAGCACCCUACGCUUUUAGUUCAUCAGUAAACUCAUUGGAUACACAAUGGGUUGGUUAUGAUGAUUUACAAAGUGUCACUGUUAAAGUUUUGCAUGCUAAAACAUUAGAUUUAGGUGGUAUAAUGGUGUGGUCCAUUGAUCAAGAUGAUUAUUCAGGUUUAUUUUGUGGUCAAGGAGAAUUUCCAGUUAUAAGACGUAUUCAUGAUAUUCUAUUCUCGACAGACAAAAAUAAUAAACAAAAUUCAUUUCUUACCACACAAGCAACGAAAUUUCGUACGAAACCAAGAGUUAGUUUUGUGCCUAUUCAACGCUUUACAACAAAACGUCAGAAAAUAACAUUAACAUCAAUGCAAUCGAUACCAAAAUCAAAGAUUUUUAAUCGAGGUGCUAAGAAAAAUAGUCCUUUUUAUUUUUUAUUUAUUGUUUGGGUGUAUUAUUUAAUAUAA
Rotaria socialis is the source of this 1455-nucleotide messenger RNA. The record is from the annotation of a GenBank genome assembly. NCBI's taxonomy places the organism in Eukaryota, Metazoa, Rotifera, Eurotatoria, Philodinida, Philodinidae.